Messenger RNA from Lodderomyces parapsilosis, 1761 nucleotides. RefSeq lists its product as uncharacterized. Bases 1 to 1761 code for a protein of 586 amino acids. NCBI's taxonomy places the organism in Eukaryota, Fungi, Ascomycota, Pichiomycetes, Serinales, Debaryomycetaceae. The transcript has a single exon. The record is from RefSeq and is a predicted model, not a curated record.
AUGAUCUAUCGAGAUAUAGUUGUUGUCGUUUCAUUUCUACUAUGUCACGUUGUGGCUCUAAAUGGGGCCAAUUUUCUGAUGCUACACAAUCAAACAUCAGUCAACCAAACUGCAUUGAAUGAAACCCUUGAUGUUGCAAUUAGAACUCAGAGAGACAUUUCCAAACCAGUGCCUCUUGACCAGCUAGCGGUAACAGGCACGUCACUAACAACGAUGUUUUCAAAUGGAGAUUACAGCUUGAACAGUACAUCAAAGUUGCGCGAUUUGCUAGAUACCGGAAUGCAAGCAAUAAUGUUGGAUCUAUAUUGGAAUGAAUUUACAUCAGUAUGGCAAUUAUGCCCAGCCCCCUUUCCGCAAAAUGUAACUUAUAAUCCAAACGAUAAAGUUAAAGUCACCUGGAACAAUGUUACGUAUACUUGCGAAGUUGGAUUCACAACCGAUAAUGUCAUGUCCAUAAUUGAGUCGUACUUAGAUUCUUCAAACACAAAUUUUGAAGCUAAUUUUCUCCAUUUGCUACUCAACCUUAAGUCCAUACAUUAUGAAAAGUCGAAUAAGACAAUGUCACUCGAAAACAUUUAUGCGCCUAAUUCACGGUCAACUAUUGUGGGGAACUCGACAUUGAAUGCUACAAUCACCCCGAUUGCUUCCUACAUUUUCAGUCCAAAUGUGCUAGAUGACUACCGACAACAAGUUUAUCUAUCGUCAAACCCGUAUGCUUCGUUCUACAAUAAAUCGAGUACAAUCAUGCCUACAUUGGAAACUGUUCUACUAUCGCAAUACAAGAGAAUAUUGGUCAAUGUCUUGAGCAAUGAAAUUGUUCCAUCUCCUCGAGCCUACACAAUCGACAGCCAUGAUCGAGAACUCAUUUUCUUCAAUGAUACGUUACCAACAUCGGUGAAAACUGCAAAACAGGUAGAGCCUUAUUGCAACGAGCUUCUCAAAUUGGAUGACGACACAGGGAAAUACAAUGAUAUGUCCUUGACAACGGAAUUCGUCUAUGUCAUUGAUAACAAUGAUUACCAGUUUACCCAAGACAGUGUUCAGAAUUUCCUAAGGUGUGGACUCUUGCCCAUCUUUAAUGCCACUUCAUACGUCAUUGACAAUAAAAACAUACUGGAUAUUGGAGAUUUAUUUAUAUCAUUCACUCCCUAUCUAUUUUGGUCGUGGCGUGCGGGUCAGCCUCACGUGUUCAACAACUCAACAUCAAGCAAUCUGUCAAAUAGUAACAACAUGGAUGCAAACGCAUCUUUUCGGUGUGUAGUCAUGACCGAUAAUGGUUGGAAGGUUGACGAUUGCUACGAAAAGUUCUCUAUCGCAUGUCAGAACAAAACUGAGCCUAAUGAUUGGUAUAUACCACCAGGUGAUAAGCAGACUUAUUUUGAUGUUGGUAGAGGUGACUGUCCAGAUGGAUACAACUUUAGCUUGCCAAGACUGAGCACCGAAAUGCUCUCGCUUAUGAGCGCUGUGAAGCGGCAAAAUGUCGCUUACCCGGUAUGGAUUGAUUUAAAUGAUAUAACAAUAUCCAAUUGUUUCGUAUCAGGUGGCCCUUAUGCACAAUGUCCAUAUCAAAAGACAGUCACCACUACAAGAUUUGUUCGUAUGAUUGCACCAGCUUCAGUGGUUUGCAUCAUUGUUCUUAUUGCCGUUCUUCUUGAAAAAUUGCUCAGAACAAACCAUAUACAGUCAAACAGGAAACGGUAUUGGAAAAAAGCGCUUGCUGAGUACUAUUCUAAGAACGAUUACGAAGGAGUGCCAUCAUAA